UAACACUGUACAAAGACACAUAAACAGUCAGAACAUUAUGUCAAAAUGUCCAACAAGUACAAAUCCAUGACUGUGCUGUCUGUAUCAGAAUCAGAGGAUUCCAUCUCAUGUGUUGUCUCCCUGUCAGUGAACGUGGUGGACUUCUGUGGACAGACCAUCAGAGGAGACGGCAUGAUCGUCAACUCACACCAAGAGUCCAAGAAGUACUACUUUGUGACCAUGGGGACCGACUGCCACCUCACCAUGCAGGCCAGCUCCCCUAAAGACAAGGUCCAGUUCCACUUCCGCUUCUUCCUGGUCUACAGUUUGCUACGAGUGGCCCCUCUGAGCCCGGCCCCUGCCUUUCCAGAGUCCCCUCGUGGCUCUGCCCCUCUUAACCCCAGACUGGAGCCCACCUCAGGUGAAAGCCCGGGGGACCCUUGUCACGCCGGCUCGUACGUUCAGUUUUAUGAUGGACGGGACAGGAGCUCGCCUGCACUUGGGCCCCCUCUAUGUGGGAAGAGUCCCCCGAGGCCGGUGCUGUCCACAGGAAACUACCUGACACUGAGGCUGGUCACCCGGGGGACUCAACCCAGAGUGGACUUUGUGGGGGACUUCACCUCCUUCAGACUGGGCUUCAACCAAUCAGAGUGCAGCAACGAGCCCUACUUCACCUGCAGGAACGGGAAGUGUAUCCCUCUCAGUCUGGUGUGUGAUGAGAAGGGCAUCGACAACUGUGGGGAUGGAAGUGACCUGGAGGAAAACCUGACCACCGGGUGCAAAGCAGGUCAGCUUUUACCUCCUGAACCUCCACCGCCUUUAGCAACCCCAUCCCCACCUUAUGUGGAUCCACCCACAGUACCCAUUCCUAAACACAUGAACUGCGGCAUGCCAGACAACCCUCCCAACCAUGAGUCAGUAACAGACUCUCCCGCCUCCUUGUCCUUGUUGAUCCUCUACAUCCUCCUGGGUGUGGUGGCGGGCAGCGUGGUGCUCUGCUGGUGCUGCUGGUCACCCGGCUGGUUCCUGUGGCGAGUCAGCAUUUGUCGCUUCUUACCCUGCUGCAACUCGGCAUGCGCCUCCUGCCAGCUCUGCGCCCGUAGCUGCACCCACAGCAAGGAGCACCGACUGGCCAAGGUCACCCCUCACGCGCCGGUCAACGGGACGCCAACAGGAGCGGCCGCCACCACCAACAGCGCUGAAGACAACGUUACCACCGCUGCUGUUUAGAGCACAGGGGAUGUGUGGUUGAUCAGUUUUGGCAUACAUACAGAGACAAAGGUACAGUAUGCUGAUGCUGAGCUGUGAUCAGUGGUGAACAUGGACACUUACUGACCAUGAUCAAGAGUCCUUGUGAAGGACUGAUGAGGUGAAUGUGUUUAGUUUAUGGAUAAAUUGUGUUUUUGUGUUUUAAAUGUGAUGAUGCAGGUGAUGAGACAGCUAUGUUUCUAUGAGAAGGUGAAGCAGGGUACAGUAUAACUAUGUAUUGUAAGAACAGCACAUUUUGCCUUUUUUUUUUUUUUUUUUUAAAGUUGUCUCUUACAUAUUAUGAUGGCACCACGUUCUGUUUGAGAGCCUGCUCAUGAUGUUUGAGAACAAUGAAGAGCGUUAAGAUGCUGGUGUGAACAAUUUUGAGUUGUAUAUUUUUGUCUUUUCACUCUCUUUUCUUAGAUGUAACAGUUUAGUCAUGUAAGAUUUGACUGCAGUGAAAUUACACUUUCACAGCUUUGACCAAAAGUAUGCCAUGGACACAAGCUGAGGAAACAGUCCCACAACUACAAAGUCUCUCUCCUGGUGACAAACAGCUGUUCUCCCUAGGAGAAAUUCCUUCAAACUUUCCACUCUCAGCAAUCCACUGGUGUUCCACAUAUAAGCCACUGACUCAGUGUGGAGUCUGGACCAGUGGAGCAUAAAGUCAUCCAGUCUGCGGCAGUCAACAUCUUGUGUCGGGUGUGUGCACAGUAAAGGACAAAUUCCAAAAAAACUGUGAUAAGCAUGAAAAAUAUUGCUAAUUAAACUAGAAUAAAUCAGUCAGGAAUUGUCAGAUCACAUCAACAGAUAUCACUACAGCAGGUGAGAAUUGAUAGUAGUGAUGGAUAUCUGUGGGGUGAGGCUGAAAUAUUAAAUGAUCUAUUGAUGAAUUUAAAUAAUGGUGUAAUUUAAAACAAGGCGAAAAAAGUCAAAUUAGAUUACAUUUCAACUUAGUAUAAUAGUUAGUUAGUGUAUCCUCUCACCCAAUGUGAGCUGCGAUAGGCUCCAGCCUCCUGUGUGAGUGUGCAAAACAAAUGUGCAGCUUUCUAUACUGGAUGGAUAGAUUAUAAAGAUGUGUAUUGUUUACCACUUUUCAAUAUUAUUCAGUCAGUGUUUGCAGUGGUGUGAUUAUAGAUUGUUGUUUAAUGUGCACCGGCCAGUGUGUCAAUCAUAAGUAAUCUCUAAAGUGUUUGAGCCCAGCUAUGGUUGAAGUAGUCCUGACUGUAUUUAGCCUUCCACCAAUGUAUAAAGG
Messenger RNA from Scomber scombrus (Atlantic mackerel), 2482 nucleotides. RefSeq names its product low density lipoprotein receptor class A domain containing 2 (gene ldlrad2). Gene Ontology annotation, molecular function: protein binding. The transcript has 4 exons. The coding region runs from base 46 to 1209 and encodes 387 amino acids. Lineage: Eukaryota; Metazoa; Chordata; Actinopteri; Scombriformes; Scombridae. The record is from RefSeq and is a predicted model, not a curated record.